AUGAGUUCUCCCAUGGAGACGGAGCAAAACCCUCCAACCGAUCAAAACGGCGCCGCUUCCCAACACUCACCUCCACCUCCUCUGCCACCGGACGACAAAUUUCUUGUGCCUAUCGAGGUUUGCUUAAAACCUUCCAGUACAGCUUCCAUUCACGAUGUCCGUUCAGCCAUUGAGGGGAUGCUUGAAAAGAGGAGUUUGAGCUAUAAUGGCGGACCAAUUCCCGUUCCCCUUGAUGAGCCCUUUCUUGCUGAUAAUGUGCAAAGAAUUUGCAUUUGUGAUGCAGGUGAAGGAAUGCAAAAUGAUAAUGUUCUUUUGUUCUGGCAAGUCAAGCCGGUUGUACAUGUCUUUCAGCUUAGCGAGGAAGGGCCGUGUGAGGAUAUCAGCUCUGAUGGCCAGUCUUCUAGCUUCAAUGAAUGGAUUCUUCCUGCAAAAGAAUUCGACGGCAUGUGGGAAAGCCUAAUAUAUGAAUCUGGUCUAAAGCAAAGGUUGUUGCGGUAUGCAGCGAGUGCUUUGCUUUUCACGGAAAAGGCUGUUGAUCCUUUCCUUGUUUCAUGGAACCGCAUAAUUCUUUUGCAUGGACCCCCUGGAACUGGAAAGACAUCUUUAUGUAAAGCAUUAGCUCAGAAGCUAUCAAUUCGAUUCAAUUCAAGAUACACACAGGCCCAGCUUGUUGAAGUGAAUGCACAUUCUUUGUUCAGUAAAUGGUUUUCUGAAAGCGGCAAGCUGGUCGCAAAACUUUUCCAAAAGAUUCAAGAAAUGGUAGAGGAAGAAAGCAAUCUGGUAUUUGUUUUGAUUGAUGAAGUCGAAAGCCUCGCUGCUGCUAGAAAAGCUGCUUUGUCUGGUUCUGAACCUUCAGAUUCUAUUCGGGUUGUCAAUGCAUUAUUAACUCAGAUGGAUAAGCUUAAAUCAUCUCCAAACGUGAUCAUUCUAACCACAUCCAACAUUACCGCUGCUAUCGAUAUUGCUUUUGUUGACCGAGCUGAUAUCAAAGCAUAUGUUGGUCCACCAACUCUUCAAGCUCGAUAUGAAAUAUUAAGGUCUUGCUUGCAGGAACUCAUGCGUACAGGGAUAUUGACUAGUUUUGAGGACUGUAAGAAUAUUGUACUUCCAAAUUAUGCUAGUGCAAAACAAAGGAUGAAUGCACCCAAUUUUCACGAGGCUACUACAUCCAUGCAACUUUGCAAGCAACUAGUUGAAACUGCAGAGGCAUGCGAGGGAAUGAGUGGAAGGUCUCUCAGAAAGCUUCCAUUUUUGGCACAUGCUGCACUUGCAAAUCCUUUUGAUUGCAACCCUAUCAAGUUCUUAAGUUCAAUGGUAGAUACAGCAAAGAGGGAGCGUUCUGAGCUUCCCGAUUAA
This is a messenger RNA of Lathyrus sativus (Indian pea), 1356 nucleotides long. Lineage: Eukaryota; Viridiplantae; Streptophyta; Magnoliopsida; Fabales; Fabaceae. The record is from the annotation of a GenBank genome assembly.